CUCAAAUCCACUACUGUGGUGAAGUUUUUAUCCUUUUCAAUCAAUAAAUACAGGAUCGUGAUUUCAUAAAACGUAUAUGAUUGUGUUGGCCGUGGGCCUCCUCCCAUUGUAGUUAGCUCAUAACAAUAAUGCCGCAUACAAGCAUUUACAUCAGCGUGUAUCAUUGUCAUUUUCUUUUCAGUUAUUUAUGCAUAUGGUCGGUUUCAAAAUUGGGAUCUCCAAUUUUCUUGCCCUUUUGGGACCCAAAGGGCAUUUCUUUUUAACAAUUUAAAAUCUUUUGGUUUAGGCAGAGGUUUCUUUGUUAUUUCUGAAGUUGCUUUCUUCAGAUUUGCUCAUACAAUCAAGAGAGGAUUUCAGUGAGGAAGAAAAGCAGAAGAGGGCUUUGAACUUUCUCAAAGAUGGAGUCUGUCAAACCGGUGGCUAUUGCUCCGGGAAAGGGGAAACUUAGACGUGCGUUUGCCAAAGUUCUUCACAUCCAUAAGUUAUCGGGCGUGGCUCCUGAAGACGGUGUUGAGAAAGUGAAGAAGAGCCUGGAAAAGGUCGAAUCCGAUCAGGACUCGGCCAAGAAUGCUAAUCAGUCUCGGCUGUUUGACAAUGUCGAGGAAGAACACGGGAAGAGACUGGCCUUGGAAGCUCUUCUCGCAAAGUUGUUUGCCACUGUUUCUUCCCUGAAAUCGGCUUAUGCCCAGUUGCAGCAUUCUCAGUCUCCGUACGAUUCCGAUGGGAUCCAGAAAGCAGACAACUUGAUAGUGUCCGAGUUGAAGACAUUGUCUGAACUGAAACAAUGCUUCUUGAAGAAACAGUUUGACCCUUGUCCCGAGAGAACAUUACUUCUUGCCGAAAUCCAAGAACUGAAUAGUCUAUUGAAAACGUAUGAGAUCACGGGGAAGAGGGUGGAGUCUCAGCUCAAGCUCAAAGACUCGGAAGUCAUAUUUUUGAAAGAAAACUUGGAAGAACUCGUCAAGCAGAACAAAUUGCUAGAGAAAAGACUGAACCAAAGUCUUCAACUUUCCAACCCUCUGGAUGAUCUUCCCUUGUCGGGGCUAAACCCGACUCAUUUCACCACAUUUCUUCACCACACUGUCAAAUCUAUCAGGGGUUUUGUCAGGUUGACGGUUGAGGAGAUGAAACUCGCAGCAUGGGACAUCGACAUGGCUGCUAAUUCCAUACAGCCAGGAGCUUUCUAUUACAAGACAGAUCAUAAGUGUUUCGCUUUCGAACAUUUUGUCUGCAGGGUAAUGUUCGAGGCCUUUAAUCUGCCCUACUUCUCUGGUUCAAGUGAAUCCUCCAUCAAGAAGAAGAGUAAUGAAGAUAGGAAAGUGUUCUUCCUGAGAUUCACAGAGCUCAUGUCCAUGAAAACGAAGGAAUACAUGACUGGUCGGCCCAAAUCGAGAUUCGCUAAGUUCUGUCGCGCAAAGUAUUUGCAGCUCAUCCACUCCAAGAUGGAACAUGCUUUCUUCGGACACACCCAUCUGAGAAACCAAGUCAACGCCGGGGAAUUUCCGGACACGAGUUUUGCCACGGGAUUUCUUGAAAUGGCGAAACGGGUCUGGCUCUUGCAUUGCCUGGCUUUCUCCUUCGAGCCCGAAGCAAAGAUCUUUCGGGUUUCGAAGGGUUGCAGAUUCUCGGAGGUGUACAUGAAGAGCGUGGCCGAGGAGGCGUUUUACUCGCCGGAAUCCGAGCCACGUGUAGCAUUCACGGUGGUUCCUGGUUUCAUGACCUGCAAGUCUGUGAUACAAUGCGAGGUUUAUCUCUCCAGCUCCUAGAAAACACGUUUGGUGUAAAAAAGAUCAGGCAAAGAUGGCGGGAAAUUUCUCCGGUGACCGGAGGAAAGAGACGGGGGCAAAAUGGUAAUUUCCGAAGACGGCGAGACAUAUUUUGAAAUUUGUGGACCGUUGGAUCAUGGGGCUGUGUUUAGGCAUGUUUGGCUUUGUGUUUAGGUUUGCCAAAUGUUAGAACAGAGUCUCAAAAGGAUCUCAUAGCUGAUCUCCACCAUUAUCACUAUAUGUAAUCAUGUAAAUAAUUCAUAAUAUUAUAAUAUAACUAUGUUUUAAAGGAAUA
Messenger RNA from Tarenaya hassleriana, 2061 nucleotides. RefSeq lists its product as uncharacterized. The record is from RefSeq and is a predicted model, not a curated record. The transcript has 3 exons. The coding region runs from base 399 to 1766 and encodes 455 amino acids. Gene Ontology annotation, biological process: negative gravitropism; response to red or far red light. Lineage: Eukaryota; Viridiplantae; Streptophyta; Magnoliopsida; Brassicales; Cleomaceae.